Schistosoma mattheei is the source of this 2383-nucleotide messenger RNA. The record is from the annotation of a GenBank genome assembly. Lineage: Eukaryota; Metazoa; Platyhelminthes; Trematoda; Strigeidida; Schistosomatidae.
CAACUAACAUGAUUAGCCUGAUGGUCAAAUGAUUUCGAGCUAUUUAUGAGAAGGAAUUGUUUACUGUUAUAUAUUUGAACGUUGUUGAACAUGGCCCAAUAUUUGCCCUUGAGAUUGGAGUUCGUUAUCAUUUUCCAAAUGUAGCGUUACAAAUGUUCAGCGACCUCCCUGUUGAAUUACUGCAAUGUAUUUUUAUGUUACUCUCUCCUUGUACUGAUUUACUCACAGUACUCAAUGUCUGCAGACGGUGGAGAGAGGUUGGUCAGAGCGUCUUCAAGCUGCGUGAAAGUCUUAGUCUAUCUGCAUUUAAAAUGCAGAGGCCAUUGCAAUGGGUAUCUCCACAGCUAGCUACCUGUACAGAACGUUUCAAACACACAUCCCCAUCCAAGAGGUUUGGAGCAACCAUCAUAUUGAAAGAGCAGUUACUGUAUGUUUUUGGUGGUGCUACGAAGGAACUGACAGCUUUUAAUGAUUUAUGGACCUAUGAUUUAUCCACCUUCAGCUGGCAGCGUCUGAUUGGUAAAGGUGAGCUACCAACACCAAGAGCACAUGCUAAAGGUGGUUUUAUUGGAAAUCUACUUUAUCUGUACGGAGGUUGUCAAAGCUUUCAUAGAGCGGGAUCGGAACAUACGGGCCGUAUGGAUUGGUUAACUGAGUUGAAUAGUUUUGAUAUUUCGACAAUGCAUUGGUCACGUAUGCCGUUAUACGAAGUAAACCACUUAAGUCCUGUAUCACCACCUGCAAUUGCCGGCCAGUCUGGAUGCUUUCUCCCUAAAGGUGGAAUAGGCGAACCUAGUGUAUUGGUUUUAUUCGGAGGAAUGUGUCAAUCUCUUGGAUUGUGCGUUAACUACCUAUUUGUGAUAUCGCCGGAAAAUGGUUGUUGGAUUUCACUUUCUGAUACAACGGAUAAUUGUCAAGGUGACUGGCCAUCUGGGCGCUGUGGUCAUUCAACUUGCGCUCUUGAUUCAAAUAGAAUGCUUUUGUUAUUUGGGAAUUUGGAAUCACCUUUGGCCACUGACCAUUCUGUGCGUCGACAACAAGGAAUGUCAGUUAAUCCUACUUCGAGUAAUGAUUCUGAAUCAACUUCUAGUACACUUAACUAUCAUGGUCGACCGGCGAGAGAUGUAUGGAUACUUACACGUUGUUCACCAAGUAUUGGUCAAGAAUGGUUUGAAGUCGAUUGGUUCUGGACCAAAGUUCAAUGUACUGAGGGUAUCCCUGGAUGCCCACCGAUAGACUUUUAUCAUGCAACCGCAGUUUCACUUCCAUAUCGUGAAGACAGUAAGUCACUGUUGUUGACAAAGGACAGUAAUUUCAUUUCUGUACCGAGUGACAACGUUGGUACAAACAACUCAAUUGUACACAGUGUUUAUACUGUUGUUGUCAUCAGUCAACCUACCACAGCAUUGCUGGAUGAGGCAGCUAAACAGCGCAGAUAUUGGCAUCGCAUGAAACUCAACUCCGAGUUAAACAGUGUAACGUUUCAAAAUAAUUCGGUAGGUCAAGAUUCUCGUACGUCAGAUGAUGAUGUCAAUGACGAGGAUGAGGGGCAGCGUAAACAUUGUCAUUCAGCUGAUAUCACUGAUCGUGAAUCGACUGGGAUUUUGCAACUUCAGUCAUCUAGGCGUGCAAAUAACAGACGAGCACGAAGACUUGAAGCUUUAGCUAUUCAAGAACGAAGGCUGUUUGGAACACGUAACCUGAUCCCUAAUGAAGUUAAUACAUCAUCAUUUGCUAGAUCAUUUUCAUCAAAUCAAAGUUCAUCCAAUCAUAACCAGUAUCCUUCUAACCACGUAAAGCUUGAAUGUGCUUAUCGUCCCUUGGCUCUGUAUACACUCAACAUUAUAUACUCUCAUUCUGAUGCAUCAUAUAGUUCUGAAACUAAAAUUCACUUCACAGAAAAUACAGCUAAAGGUGUUUGGUUGGCACCUGUCAAACAAAAUUAUCUAGAUCUUUAUUCCGCACCACCUGAAUGUUUAGGUUUUUCAUGUGCUUUUGGUCAUGGCUGUUUAUUUCUUUUUGGUGGUUUGACUGACUCAGAUGAUAUUAGACCAAAUGAAAAUGUGAAUACAUUUCACCCAUUAGUUAAUGGAUCGCAAAAUCGUAAUGAUAAUGAUCUAUAUCAACGACACAAUAAUUCACUAACCUUACAAUCGUCCAGGUCUUCAGUAUUAAAUGAAUCUCUUACACAAGGACAUCUUGUUUCUUGUGUAAAUCAUUCACCAGAUACAAUUUAUCCCAAUCCUUUGGGUACCGCUCAGUUUUUCGUUCUUCGUGCACGUGCACUCGCUGGUACUAUAAUUUAAUUUGGCCAUUGUUUAUGUCGAUUGAUCCAGGCUAUUUGCAGCAUGUAAACAUGUGGUAUAUAUAUAUAUAUAUAUAU